Messenger RNA from Ceratina calcarata, 2251 nucleotides. RefSeq lists its product as uncharacterized. Lineage: Eukaryota; Metazoa; Arthropoda; Insecta; Hymenoptera; Apidae. The coding region runs from base 1032 to 2003 and encodes 323 amino acids. The record is from RefSeq and is a predicted model, not a curated record. The transcript is spliced from 2 exons.
GUGUUUUCCGUUAAUAAUUCAAAAACCAUGCCUCACUCUGCAUUUUGCCAAAGGAAAUUGUUGUUCAGAAACACAUAUAAAAUCACCAUCUUUUGGCUCUAACACUUUUUCUGGGGUUAACCCUGUACAUGAUCGAAUAAAAAAAUUGUAUUGUUGACUUCGUAUUAACUUGGACGAACACUGCAUAUUAGAUUAUACCUGAGUUCCCGAGUCUAGGAGCGGGCACAGUACAGUUUUUGAUCGUUCUGGGCAUCUCAAUGCUUUACCGUGUAUACUGAACCCUUGUGAAGACGGUUCACUGCGACCCCCACCACUUUCCAAGCUACGCGAAACGCUCCUAGACUCUCGGGAACUCAGGUAUACAUAUCAAUCUACAGCUCUUCGCAUUUAACGUGACUCUACUGUAUUUUUAUUUGAAGAUACAUUUUUCAAGGUGUAAUUUUUUUUUUAUUUGAUAAGUCUAAGAUAUAAAUUUUUUACCCUGGACACAUUUAUGCUCAAUACGAUUAAGAAACGAAAAAAGUACAAGUGCGAAUAAAUAUUAGGAUAAGUCUCGUGAGUGGAAUCGAACGGACCGGUGACGAUCUCGUAGCACGCCUUUCCGGUACGAAACUGUGUGCAGAGAGUGCGAUUAUAUGGGUAAAUGCGAGCAUAUAGGUACACAAAGUGUAAAGUAUCGAAUUUAUUCAGGCGUGUUACCCCACGUUGGGCUCAGCAAGUGGAACGCGUUACGAGAUACAACCGGGCAUACGCGUAUGUCACUCAUUAUAAAACCGACGCGAAACAUGUGUCCAUCUUAAUCCGAGCAAUCUUUAUUAUUCGGCGUUCAGUCUCCGCGGUAACGGGCACGUUGUUCUUUCCCUUACCGAUGCCACGUAAGCAUUUAUACAUACAGAGAACAUUUUACCAUUUUUGUUUCGUGUUUCACUUGAGUGACCAUCACGUGAAGAGCGACGGCGUUUGUGGAUACGAGUGUCAAGCAGGGUUUAUAAAGAUCUCCGGUGGGGAAUCAGUGAUAGGAACUGGGUAAGAUGAAAACGGUGCCAGUGAUGACAUGUUGCGCGCUGUUCCUUUUGUCGUCAGCAAGGGGCAUCAGCGAACAGUGUAAGAUUCAUGGAACGAACGCGAUUAGUUGCCAUUGUAUCGGAGACGAGGAAUUCUCCCUGCCGGAUUGGUACAAUUACGAGAACGUGACGAGUUUACGAAUCGCUUCUUGCAGCUUCGCGAACCUCCAUUUCUCCAGCUUGACGGAAGCGAGCCAAAUCGCGGAGAUCGUCGUGCAGAACAUCAGCGAACGUCUGAUCUUCGAAUUAUUCUUAACCACCACGAAAAUGAAGAGACUACGUCGUAUACCGUUGAUCACUCACGACACGUUUGUCAGUCUGAGGAGCAUCGAGACGGUUCGAAUCGAGGACACGAGGAUCGGUGACUUCAAGGAACGAUUCACUGACAUAUCCAUAAACGAUUUCACUAUGAUCAACGUGACAAUUGACCGUAUCGACGAGCUGAACUUCUCGGAGAAAGGGGAGACUCUGCGCAUCAGAAACACUGAAUUGCAGAACGUGGAAGGUUCGCUGAAUUUCGUUUACUUCUCGACGGUGGAGAUGUUCCGUUCUAACUUCCGGUUAAAGAAACCCGGUUACGUGUUAAUCGAGGGUGACGUUGUGUACAUGGAGAAUUGCGUCUUCUCCAAUUCCAGUGCGAACGUGGUCGCCACGGACAGCAUUAAGAUUAACGGUACCUGCGCGGAUGGGAAAAGCUCUCUGAGGCUUUCCUCCAACAAUAUCGUCAGCACGAAUAAUCGUUUGCCCACGGAGAUUAUUUAUACGAGGAACAGGCUCGAGUCGACGGAAGGUCUGCUUAGUCGGAACAACACUGUGUGCAUCGCUGGUAAUUGUAACUGCGAGUAUCCGAAAAGCAGCGGGCAAAUGGCUACCGGUACAUUUUACAAUAUCCUCUUUCAGUCUUUGUUGCAAAUAUCGUUAGUCACUAUUUAUUUUUAAGAAUUACUGUGUAUCAAAUAUUCAAUGAUCGUCGUGAAAUAAAACAUUAAUGCCUGUGUGAAUAUGUGGUGUUGGGUGAUGAAGUAACUUAUCAAUGGACUACAGGUCUUCAUGCGAAAAAAAAAAAUUUUUGAUAGAAGAUGUUUCAGACACAUCAUUGACAUAGACAGAUCUGUUGUAUCAUUUAAUUAUUGAAACAUGUAUUCAGUUUUUGAUAUUUUUCAUCGUUUCAGACAUAACACUCAGCA